This is a messenger RNA of Labrus mixtus (cuckoo wrasse), 2380 nucleotides long. RefSeq names its product v-akt murine thymoma viral oncogene homolog 1 (gene akt1). Gene Ontology annotation, molecular function: protein serine/threonine kinase activity; ATP binding. Gene Ontology annotation, biological process: protein phosphorylation. The coding region runs from base 370 to 1791 and encodes 473 amino acids. Lineage: Eukaryota; Metazoa; Chordata; Actinopteri; Labriformes; Labridae. The transcript is spliced from 14 exons. The record is from RefSeq and is a predicted model, not a curated record.
CACAGAGGCAUUGCAGACUGCGCGUUAGGGAGGUGUAGUGGAAGAAAGGCAAAGAAACGGAGUAAAUGAGAGCACUUUGUCCAGAUUGUUAGAGGACUUAUCAACUUAAAAUACCGACGAAACUGCUCACUAUAAUGAGACGGACACACUGUUGAAUUCCUGUCCAGGUAAAUGUCCGCGUUUCCUUCGCAUGGUUAACUACAAGAGGUCGACAGCUAGACAGGAAUAGGUAACCAUCAUUGAGAAGGCGGCUGUAAACCCCAGGAACCCGUCUCCAGGCUCCUGCACAGGGCUGAGUGAAGGACACUUGGGAAACAAAGCUGUGUCUCUCCCUGUGGGAAACCUGGAUCCUCCACCCCGCACACCAACAUGACCAAUGUGGUGAUUGUCAAGGAGGGAUGGCUGCAUAAAAGAGGAGAAUACAUCAAGACCUGGAGGCCGAGGUACUUUCUCCUGAAGAGUGAUGGUACAUUCAUUGGUUACAAAGAGCGACCGCAAGAUGUUGACCAGCUGGAAACCCCCUUAAACAACUUUUCUGUUGCACAGUGCCAGCUGAUGAAGACGGAACGGCCCAAGCCCAACACAUUUAUCAUCCGCUGCCUGCAGUGGACCACUGUCAUCGAGCGCACCUUCCACGUGGAGACCCCCGAGGAGAGGGAAGAAUGGACUAAAGCCAUCCAGACAGUGGCUGAAGGCCUGCAGAAACAGGAGGAGGAGAUGAUGGACUCCUCUCCAGACCCCAUGGACAUGGAGGUCUACCUGACCAAAAUCAGACACAAAGUGACUAUGCACGACUUUGAAUACCUCAAACUCCUGGGAAAAGGCACUUUUGGAAAAGUCAUCCUGGUAAAGGAGAAGGCCACAGGACGCUACUACGCCAUGAAGAUCCUUAAGAAGGAGGUGAUCGUAGCGAAAGAUGAAGUGGCACACACACUCACAGAGAACAGAGUCCUCCAGAAUUCAAAGCAUCCGUUCUUGACAGGCCUGAAAUACUCCUUUCAGACACAUGACCGUCUGUGCUUUGUAAUGGAGUAUGCCAAUGGGGGCGAGCUUUUCUUCCAUCUAUCAAGGGACCGUGUGUUCUCAGAGGAGAGGGCUCGGUUCUAUGGUGCAGAGAUUGUGUCAGCGCUGGACUACCUGCAUGCUGAAAGAAAUGUGGUCUAUAGAGAUCUAAAGCUGGAAAACCUCAUGCUCGACAAAGACGGACACAUAAAGAUCACAGACUUCGGCUUGUGUAAAGAGGGGAUCAAAGAUGGCGCCACGAUGAAGACUUUCUGCGGGACACCAGAAUACCUAGCACCAGAGGUGCUAGAAGACAACGACUACGGCCGUGCUGUGGACUGGUGGGGUCUCGGGGUGGUGAUGUACGAGAUGAUGUGCGGCAGGCUGCCUUUCUACAACCAGGACCACGAGAAGCUGUUCGAGCUCAUCCUCAUGGAGGACAUUCGCUUUCCUCGCACGCUCGGCCCCGAGGCACGCUCACUGCUCUCCGGCCUGCUCAAGAAAGACCCAAUGCAGAGGUUAGGUGGAGGGCCUGAUGAUGCUAAGGAAAUCAUGCAGCACAAGUUCUUUGCAGGAAUUGAAUGGCAGGAUGUCUACGAGAAGAAGCUGGUCCCACCGUUCAAGCCCCAAGUUACCUCAGAGACGGACACACGAUAUUUCGACGAGGAGUUCACGGCACAGACCAUCACCAUUACGCCACCCGGACAAGAUGACAGUAUGGAGUCCUUCGACAGUGAGCGGAGACCACACUUCCCCCAGUUUUCCUACUCUGCCAGCGGGACGGCCUAAACAACUCAAAUACAUUCCUCUGGUCCUGACAUCUCCCCCUCACCCCAUCCGACUGCACUCUCAAAAAGACCGGGGGACCGCAGCCCCGUCCUCCCUGCAUUGUCCGCGGAUGCUGUCGGUGGAUGUUACAUUUACAGUCUGCAAAAUGUGUGUUUUCCAGGAAGGAGGAAAUCCAAGAUGAAACAAAGAUAACUGCGGUGGUUCUGAGGCCUUUGAAGACUGACCACACUGAGUUAACACUACUCUUCAUUUCCUGGUUGUUAUGUUGUAUACUGAGCAGGCAUCCAUACACCAUAAUGAACAGGGAAAUGUAGUUUUGUUAUGAACAAAUUAGGCCACUGAUGUGAAUUUUGAAAAGGGCCAUUUUUUUGUAUUAAAAUUAUACAACUGAAUAUCAAUCAUUUCAAACAGAAACAGGCAGACUGUGGACCAAAAGCAUCAUCUGAGCAGUGAGUGUGUUGUUUGUUGAGUGGGUAAUGAAUCCAUGUUUUCCUCUCUAAGACUCCUGAACAAUUCAAAAACCAGACGUCGACACAUUUUUUGGGCUCAAAGUGAAUGUACCGUAUCAAAUAAAGUUGAUCUUUCUGCA